CGACCCCAUCCUCGGCAUGGCCAACAUACUCUCUGCAGUCUCUGUGCCGUCUUCGCAUGCCAUAGUGACGGACUAUCCGAAGCUUGCGCUCUUCUUGCUUGCCGUCGGCUCCUUCUCGUUCGCUAGGUUUGCAUUCAAGACCCUCCUCGUCCUCUUUCAAACCUUCGUUGUCUCUGGGAAGAGUCUCAAGAAGUAUGGUGCUGGAAAGGGUGCAUGGGCAGUGGUGACUGGUGCUUCGGAGGGGAUCGGUCGCGAAUUCGCUCUUCAGCUCGCACAGAAGGGGUUCAACGUUGUUGUAUCCGCCCGCAACGCCUCGGCACUGGCGACCCUCGUCACUGAGAUUGAAUCGAAGUCUACGGGGGAAAGAAAGGUUCAAGCAAAGGCUGUGACCAUGGACUUCUCCAAACUGGAUGAUACGGUUCAGUGGAAUAAGCUCGAGACCGAACUGUCAGGUCUCGACAUCGGUGUUCUCAUCAACAACGCAGGCAAGUCCUACCAGUACCCAGAGGACUUCCACGCCACGAAGCCCCAGGACAUGGAGGACAUCGUGACCAUCAACAUAUCUUCUGUGGUUCGGCUCACAAAAAUGCUCCUUCCUGGCAUGGUCGAGAGGAAGCGCGGUCUGAUUGUCAACAUGGGCUCCUUCUCUGGCGUCAGCGUCGCAUCACCAAUGCUCUCGGCGUAUGCCGGCUCGAAGUCUUUCCUGUCCUCUUUCACCGGUUCGCUCGCGGAAGAGGUCCGCGGCAAGGGCGUCGAUGUGGAAUGCGUCAACACGUACUUCGUCGUCUCGAACAUGUCUAAAAUUCGUAAGGCCAGUGCGUUCAUCCCCACGCCGAAGGCCUUCGUCCGCAGCGUAUUGUCCAAAGUGGGACUCCCCUGCGGCGCGCUUUGGACGAAGCGCCCUGGCGUUGUCACGCCUUACUGGAGCCACUCGCUGCUCGACUAUGUUAUGAACGUCGUCGGCUGGAACAUGGCCUUCGUGCGCUAUACGCACGGUUUACACAAGAGCAUUCGCCGCCGCGCCCUGCGCAAGCUGGAGCGCGAGGCCAAGCAGCAGUAGACGGAGCGAAAGGCUAUCCCAUGGUUCUUGUCGCUCUUCGUAUGUCAUGCUAAUACAUCGUUGCGGUAAUCAAGAGUUUUGCGGUCAUCAUACAUGCUUGCAGAACACCGCCGCUC
Molecule: messenger RNA, 1176 nt
Organism: Trametes versicolor FP-101664 SS1
Lineage: Eukaryota; Fungi; Basidiomycota; Agaricomycetes; Polyporales; Polyporaceae
Product: 3-ketoacyl-CoA reductase
Exons: 9
Coding region: 17-1060 (347 amino acids)
Biological process (GO): fatty acid elongation
Cellular component (GO): endoplasmic reticulum
Molecular function (GO): ketoreductase activity
Source: RefSeq, a predicted model, not a curated record